AUGCGUUUCGCUGCCAUUGUCACUCUCUUCGCCGUCCUCGCUGGCCAGGCCAUUGCUGUCCCAGCCAGGGGCAACAAUAACAACAACAACAACAACAACAAUGCUGCCGCCUCAACUGAGGGUCAGGCCUGUACCCAGAGAAUCUCGGGAACCGAAGCUGAUGGCACUUGCAACGACAUCGGCCAGUGUGUCGUGCAGUCGCCGCCCAACAUCGAGCAGCGGUUCGAGAAUGACCAGUGUGCUUGA
Molecule: messenger RNA, 246 nt
Organism: Diaporthe batatas
Lineage: Eukaryota; Fungi; Ascomycota; Sordariomycetes; Diaporthales; Diaporthaceae
Exons: 2
Coding region: 1-246 (81 amino acids)
Source: RefSeq, a predicted model, not a curated record